AUGGACUUUGCCAGCCGCAACGCCGCGCCUCCCGGGGCCGAGGCCUCUGCGUCCUCCGCCGCCGAGGAGCCGGACUACCUCGCCAGGUACUUCGUCAUCAAGCACUCGUGGCGGGGGAGGUACCGCCGGAUCCUCUGCAUCGCAUCCCAUGGCGUCGUCACGCUCGACCCGGCCACGCUUACCGUCACCAACUCCUACGACUUCGCCGCUGACUUCGACCGCGCGGUGCCCGAUCCCAACGCCGCCGCCGAGUUCUCGCUCAGCGUCCGCACCGACGGCAAGGGCAAGUUCAAGGCCAUCCGCUUUUCCUCGCCGCUCCGCGCCGGGAUCCUCACCGAACUCCACCGCCUGCGCCCUGUGCAUCCGGUCGUCGAGUUCCCCGUCCUCCACCUCCGCCGCCGCACCCAAGAGUGGGCGCCCUUCAAAAUUAAAGUCACUUCUUUGGGAAUUGAGCUCUUCGAAGUACAUUCUGGCGAUAUGCGCUGGUGCUUGGACUUUAGAGAUAUGGAUUCUCCUGCUAUCGUGCUCUUGGGGGAUGGCUAUGGGAGGAGGACUGCUGAAGGUGGAGGAUUUGUGCUAUGCCCUCUUUAUGGAAGGAAGUCGAAAGCAUUUAUGGCCGCAUCAGGGAGUACAAACACUGUGAUUAUACAAUAUUUGACAAAAACUGCGAAGUCAAUGAUUGGAUUAUCACUCUCUGUGGACAGUUCACAAUCAAUGACAACUGCUGACUUUAUAUCAAGGAGAGCUAAUGAGGCAGUUGGAGCUGCUGAAACUCGACAUGGAGAAUGGUCAGUGAUAAGAUUACGUCCUGCUGCACAUGGUACCGCUUAUUUUGAGACCUCGAGUGUGGGUAUUGGACCAAGGGGAGGACUUGGAGAACAGGGUGACUCUGUUUCUCGGCAGCUCGUUCUUACAAACACAUCACUCGUUGAAAGACGCCCUGAGAAUUAUGAGGCUACCACUGUCCGACCUCUUGCAGCAGUAAGUGCCCUUGUCCGAUUUGCAGAAGAGCCACAGAUGUUUGCGUUUGAAUUUAACGAUGGCUGCCCGAUUCAUUUAUAUGCAAGUACGUCCCGUGAUAAUUUAAUCGCGACAGUUCUUGAUGUUAUACAAUCUCAGAGGCAAUGUGCAAUUCCAGUGCUGCCAAGGUUGACUUUGCAUGGUCACCGUAUAGAUCCACCUUGUGGGGUUGCCCAUCUUCAGAUACCUCAUCAUGCUACUGUUGAUAUGGAGGCUGCUAGCAUGCACAUAAAACAUUUAGCUGUGGUAGCAAAAGAGGCAUCUGAAAAUAUUCCUGGAGCAAAAAUCAAGUUAUGGCGUAGAAUAAGGGAGUUUAAUGCAUGCAUAGCCUAUACUGGAGUACCCAUAAAUAUUGAAGUACCUGAGCUGGUCCUAAUGGCUUUAAUUAGUCUUCUUCCGGUCACACCGCAAAACCUUCCUGCUGAUGCUCCUCCUCUUCCACCUCCCUCACCAAAAGCAGCAGCGACAAUAGUGGGGUUUGUUGCAUGCUUACGAAGGCUACUUGCAUCAAGAAGUGUCUCAUCUUAUGUGAUGGCAUUUCCUCUCGCUGUUGGGAGAAUAAUGGGUUUGCUUAGGAAUGGCUCAGAGGGAGUGGCAGCUGAGGCUGCUGGGCUUGUGGCUAUGCUAAUUGGGGGUGGUCCUGGUGAUACAUCGAUGUUAAUGGAUACAAGGGGAGAGUCCCAUGCUACCUACAUGCAUGCGAAGUCUGUACUGUUUGCGCAAUCGAUCUAUGUUCCAGUCCUUGUUAACAGAUUGAAGCCAUUAUCAGUUUCACCAUUACUUUCUCUGUCUGUUGUGGAAAUCCUUGAAGCUAUGCUUUGUGAUCCCCAUGGUGAAACAACCCAGCAUGCUACAUUUGUUGAGCUACUACGUCAAGUUGCCGGUUUGCGCCGCCGUUUGUUUGCAUUAUUUGCACACCCUGCUGAAAGUGUAAGGGAAACAAUUUCUGUUAUUAUGCGUACAAUUGCCGAGGAAGAUGCAAUAGCAGCAGAGUCCAUGCGUGAUGCUGCCUUGAAGGAUGGUGCACUUUUGAGGCAUUUGUUAAAUGCCUUUUUUUUCCCUGCUGGUGAGCGGCGUGAUGUUAGUCGGCAGCUUGUUGCUCUGUGGGCUGAUUCUUAUCAACCUGCGCUGGAUUUGCUGUCACGAGUACUUCCUCCUGGACUCGUUGCUUAUCUUCAUACGAGAUCUGAUGAAGAUUCUCAGAACCAGUAUGAUGAAGUACCGUUAAGCAGAAGGCAGAGGCGAAUACUUCAGCAGAGGAGGGCUGUUGGUGGCAAGAGUACGGAUACACCAGAACAAGGAAUGCCUCAUAAUAGAGUUGAUGAUGAAGAUUUCUUCAGGCACACCGGUAUAGGUCCUUUUGGAGGAGCAGAUAUCCAACAAAGGCAUGUCAGCCCGUACCCAACUUCCCACGCCCCUUCUCCCGCUAUGAGUACUGAUCCUUCUCAUGCACUUCCAUAUGGUGCUGUACCUGAGGCUGCUCCUGAAAAUCAUCAACUUGGGAUACCACAGCUGGAUUCACAUCCUUAUUCGGUGGACUCCAUUGCUAAUGGUGACCUUGUUGGCUCCUCACAUUCAGAUUUCUCAGUACCUGCGCAGGUUGUGGUGGAAAACACCCCGGUGGGAUCUGGCAGGCUACUGUGCAAUUGGUAUGGAUUUUGGAGAGCAUUCGGUGUAGAUCAUAAUAGAGCAGAUUUGAUAUGGAACGAACGCACACGACAAGAAUUAAGGGAAGCAUUGCAAGCUGAAGUUCAUAACCUGGAUGUUGAGAAAGAAAGAACUGAUGACAUCGUCCCUGGGAGUUCGGUCAGUGAGGAUGAUGGUAGCAGUGACACUUUACCACGAAUUUCAUGGAACUAUGCUGAGUUUUUAGUUAGCUACCCUAGUUUGUCUAAAGAAGUCUGUGUGGGGCAAUACUAUUUGAGGUUGUUACUUGAAAGUGGAAGUAACUACCGAGCACAGGAUUUUCCACUACGCGAUCCUGUUGCGUUUUUUAGAGCUUUGUACCAUCGUUUCUUGUGUGAUGCGGAUAUUGGUCUCACUGUGGAUGGUGCAGUUCCUGAUGAACUGGGUUCAUCUGAUGAUUGGUGUGACAUGGGAAGAUUGGAUGGCUUUGGUGGUGGUGGAGGUUCCUCUGUAAGAGAACUUUGUUCAAGGGCAAUGGCUAUAGUUUAUGAACAACAUCACAAAAUUAUUGGUUCUUUUGAUGGCACGGCACAUAUUACGGUUCUAUUAGACAGAACAGAUGACAGGGCACUAAGGCACCGGUUGCUACUUCUGUUAAAGGCCUUCAUGAAUGACCUUUCAAAUGUUGAAGCAUGUGUUCUUGUUGGAGGCUGUGUUUUAGCUGUCGAUUUGCUAACUGUUGCUCACGAAGCAUCAGAACGGACAGCUAUUCCUUUGCAGUCUAAUCUCAUUGCGGCAAGCGCAUUUAUGGAGCCUUCUAAAGAGUGGAUGUAUGUUGAUAAAGAUGGUGCAAAAGUUGGCCCACUUGAAAAGGAUGCUAUCAGAAGGCUGUGGUCAAAGAAGUCAAUUGAUUGGACAACAAAGUGUUGGGCUUCUAGUAUGUCUGACUGGAAAAGAUUACGUGACAUCCGGGAGGUGCGUUGGGCACUUUCUGUUAGAACACCCGUUCUGACACCUACUCAGAUUGGGGAUGCCGCAUUGUCUAUAUUGCAUAGUAUGGCAUCUGCACAUUCUGAUCUUGAUGAUGCCGGCGAGAUAGUGACCCCAACUCCUAGGGUGAAACGUAUACUGUCAAGUCCAAGAUGCCUUCCUCAUGUUGCUCAGGCCAUGCUUACUGGGGAACCAAGCAUUGUUGAAGCAUCCGCCUCUUUGCUUAAGGCUAUUGUCACGAGAAACCCCAAAGCUAUGAUUCGACUAUACAAUACUGGCGCUUUUUACUUUGCCUUAGCAUACCCUGGUUCAAAUCUCCUAUCAAUUGCACAACUAUUUGCAGCCACUCAUACCCAUCAAGCCUUUCAUGGCGGUGAAGAGGCAGCAGUAUCUUCAUCAUUGCCAUUGGCAAAGCGUAGUGUGCUAGGUGGACUACUCCCAGAAUCAUUGUUGUAUGUCUUAGAACGCACUGGUCCUUCCGCUUUUGCUGCUGCAAUGGUCUCUGAUUCUGACACACCAGAAAUUAUAUGGACCCACAAGAUGAGGGCAGAACAUCUUAUUCGUCAGGUUCUGCAGCAUCUUGGUGACUUUCCUCAGAAACUAGCCCAACAUUGCCAUUCAUUGUAUGAUUAUGCUCCUAUGCCACCUGUGACAUACCCGAAUUUGAAAGAUGAGAUGUGGUGCCAUCGUUACUACCUUCGGAACCUAUGUGAUGAGAUCAGGUUUCCUAACUGGCCUAUUGUCGAACAUGUAGAGUUUCUACAGUCAUUAUUGGCAAUGUGGCGGGAAGAGUUAACUCGCCGCCCAAUGGAUUUGUCCGAAGAAGAAGCCUGCAAGAUACUGGAGAUUACUCUUGAUGAUCUUGUGCUUGUUAAGAAUGGCAGUAGCAAGCAGUCAUCUGAGCUAAGUUUGGCCAAUUUGGCAAACAGUAUUGAAAACAUUGAUGAAGAGAAGCUCAAGCGCCAAUACCGGAAGCUGGCAAUAAAAUACCAUCCAGACAAGAACCCUGAGGGAAGAGAAAAGUUUGUUUCUGUGCAAAAGGCUUACGAGCGAUUGCAGGCAAGUAUGCAAGGAUUGCAAGGACCACAAGUCUGGAGGCUGAUACUCUUACUUAAGGCACAGUGCAUUUUGUACAAGAGAUACGGGCAUGUCUUGGAACCAUUCAAAUAUGCUGGCUAUCCAAUGUUGCUAAAUGCAGUUACUGUAGACAAGGAUGAUAGCAAUUUUCUUUCAUCUGAUAGGGCCCCUCUUCUGAUAGCCGCUUCAGAGCUAAUUUGGCUGACAUGUGCAUCAUCUUCAUUAAAUGGAGAAGAGCUUAUACGAGACAGUGGUAUCCCAUUGUUGGCUACACUUCUUUCACGUUGCAUGUGCAUUGUUCAGCCCAAAACUCCGGCGCAUGAACCAGCAGCAAGAAUAGUCACCAACAUAAUGCACACAUUCUCAGUACUCAGCCAGUUUGAGUCAGGAAGAGUUGAGAUUCUUAAGUUUGGUGGCCUUGUUGAGGACAUUGUGCACUGUACAGAACUUGAAUUUGUUUCCUCAGCUGUGGAUGCUGCUUUGCAGACAGCUGCUAACGUUUCAGUUUCAUCUGAAUUGCAAAAUGCACUGCUAGCGGCUGGCUUUUUAUGGUAUGUGUUGCCUUUGCUGCUUCAAUAUGACUCAACAGCAGAAGAGAAUGAGCCAAACGAAGCACAUGGCGUUGGGGCAAGGGUGCAGAUUGCUAAAAAUCUACAUGCAGUACAUGCAUCUCAGGCUUUGUCAAGGCUUUGUGGUCUUGGUGGUGACGGAAUAUCAAGCCCAUCUAACCAUGCUGCUUUUGACACACUAAGAGCACUUCUUACUCCCAGGCUUGCUGAUAUGCUGAGAAAUCAUCCACCCAAAGAGCUAUUAUCAAAUCUAAAUUCAAACUUGGAGUCACCAGAGAUCAUAUGGAAUUCUUCAACCAGAGGAGAGCUCCUUAAAUUUGUCGACCAGCAGCGAACUAGUCAAGGUCCUGAUGGUUCAUACGAUUUGGCAGAGUCACAGUCUUUCACCUAUCAAGCUUUGUCAAAAGAAUUGAAUGUUGGUGAUGUCUACCUGAGAGUUUACAAUAAUCAGCCAGAUUAUGAAAUAAGUGACCAGGAAGGCUUUUGCAUCGCUCUGCUUAAAUUUAUAGCAGGGUUGGUACAAAAGUGGAAUUCUGUAAAUUUGGAGGAAAAUAAUAGGCAUGAAGAUGAUUCAGUUAAUGGCACAUCUACUGAAAAUGGUGAAGUCAGUGAUUCAACUAAUGAAGGAAAAGAGGAUAAUUUAUUUGAAAAAGAUGGUAAAGGAGAAACCGUUGGGGACACCGAAGUGAUAAUGAACCUCCGAAGUGGGUUAACUUCACUUCAGAAUCUUCUGACAAGUAAUCCAGGCUUGGCUGCUGUUUUUGCUUCCAAGGAACGGUUGACACCUCUUUUUGAGUGCCUUGCGCUGCCUGUUCCCCCCGAAAGCAACAUCCCACAAAUUUGUCUAAGUGUUCUUUCUCUUUUGACAAAGCAUGCUCCUUGUUUGGAGGCCAUGGUUGCAGAAAGGACAAGUCUCAUUUUGCUAUUCCAGAUACUACACAGAAAUCCUUCUUGCAGGGAUGGAGCACUCGCUGUCCUCUAUUCUUUAGCCAGCACACCAGAGUUGGCUUGGGCUGCUGCCAAGCAUGGUGGUGUAGUGUACAUUCUCGAACUUAUGUUACCGCUCCAAGAGGAAAUCCCUAUGCAGCAAAGAGCUGCAGCUGCAUCGUUAUUGGGCAAACUCGCUGGCCAGCCAAUGCAUGGUCCCAGGGUGGCCAUCACACUUGCAAGAUUCUUGCCUGAUGGUCUGGUUUCCGCAAUCAGAGAUGGACCUGGUGAAGCUGUUGUUUCAUCUCUUGAGCAUACAACAGAAACACCAGAACUCGUAUGGACUCCUGCGAUGGCAGCUUCUCUUUCUGCCCAACUGUCAACCAUGGGCGCAGACCUCUACCAAGAGCAGAUGAAAGGACGUCUUGUUGAUUGGGAUGUGCCUGAACAGGCAUCUGGUCAACAUGUAAUGAAGGAUGAACCACAGGUUGGAGGAAUUUAUGUGAGACUCUUCCUAAAGGAUCCCAAGUUUCCACUGAGAAACCCUAAAAGAUUCCUGGAAGGGCUCUUAGAUCAGUAUGUCUCCUCAGUUGCUGCUACACACUAUGAAGCAAAUGCUGUUGAUCCAGAGCUUCCUUUGCUGCUUUCUGCUGCACUGGUUUCCUUGUUGCGUGUUCAUCCAGCACUUGCAGACCAUGUUGGCUACCUAGGUUAUGUCCCGAAGCUGGUUGCAGCUAUGGCCUAUGAGGGAAGAAGGGACACUAUGGCAUCUGGGCAGGCCACAAGUAGAUCGCAAGCAAAUCCUAUUGAGCAUGACAACUCUGAUGGUCUCCCUGAGACCAGUGUGCAGACUCCACAAGAGCGGGUUCGCCUUAGUUGUUUGCGAGUGCUACAUCAGCUGGCGUCUAGCACGACUUGUGCCGAAGCUAUGGCAGCAACGAGCGCAGGAACUCCUCAGGUUGUUGCACUGCUUAUGAAAGCAAUUGGAUGGCAAGGUGGAAGUAUAUUAGCAUUAGAGACGCUAAAGCGUGUAGUUGGCGCUGGUAAUCGAGCUAGAGACGCGCUUGUUGCACAGGGGUUAAAGGUUGGUCUUGUUGAUGUGCUCCUUGGCAUCCUUGAUUGGCGAGCUGGUGGAAGACAGGGACUCUGUAACCAAAUGAAGUGGAAUGAAUCUGAGGCUUCAAUUGGGCGUGUGUUAGCAGUGGAGGUACUUCAUGCUUUUGCAACGGAAGGUGCACACUGCACUAAAGUUCGAGAAAUCCUGAAUUCUUCUGAUGUGUGGAGCGCUUACAAGGACCAGAAGCAUGAUCUGUUCCUUCCAUCCAACGCGCAAACUUCCGCUGCUGGUGUCGCGGGGCUCAUUGAGAGCUCGUCUUCAAGGCUCACCUACGCCCUCACCGCGGCGCCGUCGCCUCAACCAGCCCUGGUCCGUCUACCCUCCUCGUCUCCUCCAUCGUGAGGUCCUGCAAAUCCUGCCAGCGGGCGGCAUUCUUAUCAUCAGCUUUCAUAGCGGGCAAGUCUGGGAACACUAGUCUUUUGAGUUGGUAGCAGGUUGAGUAUUGCUUUGUGAUGAUUCCUCGCUGCUGCAGCCGGCAAUACCAGGGGCUGGCUGGCUUGCAAGUACAUAGCAUGUACAGUUUUUCCAUUACACACAGGUGAAAGGUUGGGUUUCGUGCAUUUCUUGUACAUGUAAAGCAUAUAUACUCUUUUUUGUAUCGUACAUCUGUCCAUAGAAAAUAUCCAAGAUGCAAAUGGUUGUAUCGCUUCGUUGUGGAUUGGGUGUUGGCACACAUGCCAUGAUGUACCCCGGCCUCAUUUUCUAAUUUUUCACUGAUACCGUGGUGACA
Messenger RNA from Brachypodium distachyon (stiff brome), 8056 nucleotides. RefSeq names its product dnaJ homolog subfamily C GRV2. NCBI's taxonomy places the organism in Eukaryota, Viridiplantae, Streptophyta, Magnoliopsida, Poales, Poaceae. Gene Ontology annotation, cellular component: endosome membrane. Gene Ontology annotation, biological process: receptor-mediated endocytosis; regulation of early endosome to late endosome transport; endosome organization. The coding region runs from base 1 to 7668 and encodes 2555 amino acids. The record is from RefSeq and is a predicted model, not a curated record. The transcript is spliced from 22 exons.